Solanum verrucosum is the source of this 1571-nucleotide messenger RNA. Its product is annotated as cytokinin dehydrogenase 7-like. NCBI's taxonomy places the organism in Eukaryota, Viridiplantae, Streptophyta, Magnoliopsida, Solanales, Solanaceae. The coding region runs from base 2 to 1543 and encodes 513 amino acids. Gene Ontology annotation, molecular function: cytokinin dehydrogenase activity; FAD binding. Gene Ontology annotation, biological process: cytokinin metabolic process. The transcript is spliced from 4 exons. The record is from RefSeq and is a predicted model, not a curated record.
GAUGUUAGCUUGUUUAGUUGAACGAUUGGUAGCAGAGAAUGACACUGAUUCGAUACCUGACCCUGAAAAAGAUGGCGUUUUGAAAGACUUGAAUAUUGAAGGAAGCAUUGAUUAUGGAGUAACGGCAAUAAGUUUAGGCAGUAGAGAUUUCGGCGGCUUAUAUUCAGAGAAGCCGUUAGCCGUUAUACGUACAGGCGGAGCCGAUGACGUUGUGCGGGUGAUUAGGCGAGCGUUAGAGUCACCAACAUUAACGGUAGCGGCGAGGGGUAACGGCCAUUCGAUUAACGGCCAAGCUAUGGCCCACCAUGGACUCGUAAUCGAUAUGAAAUCAAUGGCUGAUAAUAACAGAAUCGAUGUGAAUGUCAAUUCCAUGUGCGUCGAUGUAGGUGGCGGAGCAUUAUGGAGUGAUGUAUUGAAACAUUGCGUUUCGGAAUACGGCUUGGCUCCUAAAUCAUGGACGGAUUAUCUUCAUUUAACAGUUGGAGGUACUCUGUCUAAUGCCGGCGUUAGUGGGCAAACUUUCCGUUAUGGUCCCCAAACGUCAACUGUAACGGAAUUGGAAGUUGUUACCGGCAACGGAGAAAUAAUAGUCUGUUCAAAUUCUCAUAAUUCUCAACUCUUCUUCUCCGUUCUGGGUGGACUUGGUCAGUUUGGUAUCAUUACUAGAGCUCGGGUUUUGCUUCAACCCGCCCCAGAUAUGGUGAGGUGGAUAAGAGUGGUAUAUAGUGAAUUUGACGAGUUCACUCAUGAUGCUGAGUUACUGAUAACAAGUCAAGAAUCAUUCGAUUAUGUGGAAGGGUUUGUGUUCGUGAACAGUGAUGACCCGGUAAAUGGAUGGUUAUCGGUGCUAUUAGAUUCAAAUCAGGCAUUUGACCCGACCCAUUUACCCAAGAAAACUGGUCCGGUUCUCUAUUGUCUUGAAGUGGCCUUGCAUUAUAACAACAACCAUGACGAUCCCUUCAUGAUGGUUGAGAAAUUGCUAGGCAAAUUGAAAUAUUUGAAGCACUUCAGAUUUGAGAUCGACUUGACUUAUAUGAAUUUUUUAUCACGAGUUGACCAUGUAGAAGAAGCGGCUAGAGGUAGUGGUAUAUGGGCUACACCUCAUCCAUGGCUUAACAUGUUUGUUUCCAAGAAAGAUAUUGAUGCAUUCAAUCGAAUUGUAUUUCAAAAUAUCUUAAAAAAUGGUGUCAAUGGCCCUAUAUUAACCUAUCCUCUCCUGCGUAGCAAGUGGGAUAAUCGAUGGUCAGUGGCGUUACCCAAAAAUGAAAUGUUUUAUUUAGUGGCUUUGCUAAGGUUUACCCAUGCACAUCCAACAGAGUCUGAAAUAAACGAGAUGGUGGCACAAAAUGAGGAGAUUGUACAAACUUGUAUCAAGAAUGGAUUUGAUUUUAAAAUGUAUCUUCCUCAUUACAACUCCACAGUUGAAUGGAAAAGGCACUUUGGGGAACAAUGGGGAAGAUUUGUCAACAGAAAGAGGCAGUUUGAUCCAAAGUAUGUCCUUGCACCUGGCCAAAAAAUAUUUACUAGAAAUCAUCAAUUCUAGUAAUAAAUAUAUACUAGUAUUACUUGUA